Messenger RNA from Thermochaetoides thermophila DSM 1495, 2658 nucleotides. RefSeq lists its product as uncharacterized. The transcript has 3 exons. The record is from RefSeq and is a predicted model, not a curated record. Lineage: Eukaryota; Fungi; Ascomycota; Sordariomycetes; Sordariales; Chaetomiaceae. The coding region runs from base 1 to 2658 and encodes 885 amino acids.
AUGGCGCUGCGAUACUCAGCAGACUUCCUGCUGUUCCUGCGCCAGUCGCCGCUAUGCGUCAAGCCGCCAAACCUUCCUCCUCCGGAGGAGUGGAUGGGGCCACCACCCGAGACAAUCCGCAACCAGCAGAAAUCAGCGAAUGACCGUCUGAAAAGCGGGGAAAAUGCUUCUUCGCUGAACCACGAGAAUCGCCGCCCUCCUCAUGACCGGAACGGUUCUCGGAACACAUCCAACCCAGACGAUAUCAUCCUUGGCCCUCCCCGGACUAGUUUUGCAUCAGCUACGUCUGCCCGCAACAGCCGAUCUGGCGAUGGCGAGAAGGGAUUUAGGGAUUCAGAUCGACAGGAUCGCGGUGACCGCUUCAACUUCCGCAGUCGCAACAACGACUCAGAAAACACCAACGAUCGGUUCAGCAGGGAAGGAAGGGACAAUCGGACCAAUAAUGGUUUUCGAAGGCGAGGCGACCAGGAUGAUGGCGAAGGUUGGAGCACUGUGAAGCCACGCAAGAGCUUCGGCCACGAAGGCGCCGAAGGCUUCCAUGGACGUAUGAGCGGCGGUGGUGCUGGCAGCACUGGCGCCGACCGUUUUGAAGUACGCGAGGAUCGGAGAACAAGGGACCGUGACCAGGACGGUAGCGACCGCCGCAACCGCAACUACGAAAACCGUUCGCGCGACCAAGACGGCGAUGAGGUUGACGGCGCGCGUAGAAAUGGCCCUGGACGGAGCAGAACCGAGGGGUCAUGGAGGGAUUCUGCCAAUCGCAACAACUCGAGCAGCACUAACAAUGCUCCCAUGUCCAAUCGGGAGCGCAUUGAGAAGGCUAAGAGCUGGCGUGAUAGAGAUCCGGAUGAUAGGCCGCACGACCGGUAUGGCGAUCGCAGCGAGCGGAACUACGAACGCAGGUGGGAUCGCGACCGCCAGAACCGUGUCGAGAACGAACCUGAAUGGCUAGACGAACCCGCCGAGGGGAAGCCCAGUCACGCCCCGACCGAAGAGGACUUUAAAAAGUUCAUGGAAGCCAUGAAGGCUAAAGCAGGCGGCCCGACGAGGUCGGAGGAGAAACCCAACGUCACGUCAGACAAGCCUGCUGCCGAUACGGCUGCCGAGCCCGAGCAGAAAGUUGCCGCCGCACCCCCGGUCGACACUGGCCCAGACAAAUUCUUUGCUACCUAUGGCAACGUUACCCUCGAUGUUGUUGCUGGUGGUGCUGGAGAGAGUAAGGAUUCGGCGAAACCCAAGACGGCCAAGUCAUCGCGGUUCAUGGCCUUCCUGGCACCUCAAGAGGACCGCACCAAGCCCGAGCUUCCAACUCCGGCCGCGGGUGGUGAGAAGUCAUCACAACAGAGCGAUGCUGAGAGAGAGGCUUUCGCUGCCCUCAUCCAGAAACUACAGAGGUCAGGGUUGAGCUCAGGGAUCCAGCCAAGUUCGAGCGUUCAACAGAGCGCACCGCCUCAGACUCAACCAAGCAUCAACAACUACCCUGAGCCGCCUCCAUUCCCGGAGAUGCAACGGGGCAUUGUCGCUUCCCCUGACUCCUAUCCUCAGUAUGCCAACAACGAAAGACAUGAUGAUCCACGCGUUCGUACGUCUCAACACUCGAUCCACGAUAUCAUCUCGCCACGACCAAUGGGGCCGACCGUUCACCCCCCUCCACCGGUGACACGCCCUGAGCAAGCCUUGCAGGAGUUACUUGCGCAGCGACAUCAGCUCCCAGCCCAGACGAACAUUCGUGCGGCGCAGAAUGCUACGGCUGUUAACAGCAAUACCGAGUAUCUCAUGCGUCUCAUGCAAAGCCAUCGCGACACCUCAGAGCCGCCGCGUACAGAGCAGCCAUUUGUUAGAAUGCCCCAGCCCACCAAACAAGUGUCGCUGGCCAACCUUCCAGAUCGGGAUCCUGACUACCAGCGCGAGCACACCGCUUCCCAACGCCAGCCACUCCCCCGUCAGGGCGGCCCUCCAGGCUUCUUGGAUGAGAGCCAGUUCCGUCAGAACGACGUCGAUGGCCGCUCGGGUCCGCAGCCGACCCAGAUCCUUCAACGCCCCCCUCCUCCCCCAGGCCUGGACCAAAUGCACAUGUUCCAUCAUAUGGGCGGCGUCAACCCUGGCAUCGGCCCUGCUCCGCAGGGAGGGUCCAUGCCAGGCCCUCAACGCCCCAUGAUCCCUCCCCCGGGCCUCAUGAACAACGGGCCUCGCAACGUCCCCAUGCCGGGUAUGUAUCCGCCCAACUUCCCGCCUCCUCACCAUGGCCCAGGCAACUUCCCUCCUGGCCCUCCUCCUCUUCCUCAUGCAGGCGGCCCACCUCCUCCGCCAGAAGGUUUGGUAGGUCCCGGCCCUCCUCCCCCCGGCCCUCCGCGCUCCAUGCAGCCGCCUCCAGGCUUCUUCGGUGGUCCGCCCCCGCCGGGCUUUAUGCCCCCUCCCAACAUGGGUGCUGGCGCGGGUGGUUUCCAAGGCCCGCCGGGCCCGGGCCCGGAUGGUCAUCCGCCGCCGCCCCCUCCUAAUGCUGGUGGCCCUCCUGGCCCGGGUGGUUUGCCUGGGUUCGGUGGAAUGCCUGGUCCUUAUGAUCGCAUGGGUGCUGCUGCUGCUGUGGCGGCGGCCGCCGCGAUGGAUCGGAGGGGAAUGUUGCCUCCUCCGGGGGCUAUGGGGGGUUACCGGCCUUAG